UUGGCGGUUCGACAACACCGGGCGAGGCCAGGCGGCGAGGCUCUCUCCGCGCCCUCGCGGCAUUAGACACACGUCUGGGACCAUGGCUGCUCUACGCUCUACCGUCGCCACGCUCGCCGCGCUCUGCCUGACCAGCCUGCUUCUGGUGUCCGUCGCCGAGGCCGCCGCCGCCAAGACCAAGUCGAGCAGUGACGACGACUUCGCGGACACUUACGUCAGCGAGGAUGGAGAGAAGCGAGACGUCGCGGACCCCAUCGGCGACCCGUCGGAGUCAGACUCCAUCCAGGAGGACGCCAAAGCAGCGUGGCAGCUAGAGAUGGUGAAGGGGCUGUACGCCCAGCGGAAGGCCGAGAAGGACUUCAUCGACAAGCUGGAGGCGGGCGGCAAGGGGCUCAACGUCAUGGUGAACCACAUCACGGCGGCCUUCAAGAACCUGGAGGACGUCCGCCAGCGAAGAGGCUCCAGGCUCAUCAAGGCCCACUUCGAGAACGAGAUCAAACUGCUCAAGCAGUCUUCGCAAAGGAUUCUGAAGAGUCUGACGGCUCUUCUGACCGGCCAGUCGUCGGACUCCCCGGCAGUCAAGGCCAUCAAGACGAAGGCCUCCGCCAUCUUCAGCAAAGGCUUCAGCCAACAGUUGCAGGAUGAGUCCAAUCUGUUCAAGAAACAGAUGCAGCAAAUCCAGGCGGAACACACCAAGCAGAACAGCAGUGUCCAGAAGCUUUUCGCUCUGCUGAAGGGAUGGAAGGAUUCGUUCCAGACUGGCCUGAAGAAGUCCGAGAAGAAGCUGGAAUCUAUCGCCGAGAGCUGGGACUUGCUUUGAGUUGGUUCUAAAUAAAAAGAUGCACACCGGAACGGAUGGUGGAGAUGACGUGUCGGUUUGUCACCAAUUGACGCAAAACUCGUUAUCUCCCUGGAAGCGUGCGGGUAGAAGGCAAACAUGAAUCCAAAGUUUG
Messenger RNA from Thrips palmi, 953 nucleotides. RefSeq lists its product as uncharacterized. Lineage: Eukaryota; Metazoa; Arthropoda; Insecta; Thysanoptera; Thripidae. The record is from RefSeq and is a predicted model, not a curated record. Bases 83 to 820 code for a protein of 245 amino acids. The transcript has 6 exons.